ACCCGCUUCGACACCGACCUCAAGAUCAUCGUCGAUGAGUACGACGGCUCCUGCAGCAAUGAACUCUACAGCGCCGCCCAGGCUUACCUCGGCAGCCACUGCCUCGACGACGCCCGCGUCGUCCGUCUCGCCAAGCGCCACGACUGCCCCCUCCCUCCUCCCCUCCUACCACACCACCCACGACUCCUUCCAAGGCAUUCCCCUCCAGUGGAGCUCCGUCGUGGAGCGCGCCUCUGCCUCCUCUUCCCCCAUCCGCAGCAGCUCCCUCUCUUCGGACCACCGCUACCUCGAGCUCUCCUUCCACAGCCGCCACCGCGAGGCCGUCCGCUCCCAGUACAUCCCCCACGUCCUCCCGGAGGCCGAGCGCAUCCGCCUCCGGGCCCGGGAGCGCCGCCUCUACACCAACCGCUCUGUCGUCUUCGGCGACGACCACCGUAACCCCUGGUCCCCCGCGCCCUUCUCCCACCCCUCCACCUUCGACACCCUCGCCAUCGACCCGGUUCUCCGCGACGACCUCCUCCGGUUCGUCAGCCGCCGGAACUAUUACUCCCGCGUCGGCCGCGCCUGGAAGCGGGGCUACUUCCUCUACGGUCCGCCCGGGACGGGCAAGACCAGCCUCGUCGCCGCCAUCGCCAACCUGCUCGAGUUCGACGUGUACGACCUAGAUCUCACCGCCCUCCGCCGCCUCCUCGUCUCCACCAACCCCAAGUCCGUCGUCGUCAUCGUUUGUACAGCCUCGUCAACUUACUAAAACAGCCUUUGCUCCCUUCGUAGA
This is a messenger RNA of Musa acuminata AAA Group (dessert banana), 775 nucleotides long. RefSeq names its product AAA-ATPase At3g28540-like. The transcript has a single exon. Gene Ontology annotation, molecular function: ATP binding; ATP hydrolysis activity. The coding region runs from base 35 to 751 and encodes 238 amino acids. Lineage: Eukaryota; Viridiplantae; Streptophyta; Magnoliopsida; Zingiberales; Musaceae. The record is from RefSeq and is a predicted model, not a curated record.